AUGGAAGAUAACUAUCAGAUUGUGAGAGAAAAUCUUGACAGAGAUGAAAGUAAAACAGAAGACCUUUCUAAUUCUAUUGCAUCAACUUCCCAGCAGCUUGAUGACCUUCAAACUUCCAUAAAUGGAAUGACAAUUACUGAAAUUGCCUCAAAUAUACUCCAUAUAAUUGAUCAAAUUCAUAAUAUAUCAGAUAAUUUCAACGAAAUAUCUAACCAAACAAAUGAACUUAUUGCAAGUCAUCUCGAAACAGAAGAACAGUUUGAAAAAUUGCUUGAGAAAGAAAAGGCAAUGCAGGAUAUGAUAGAUAAGAUUUAA
Messenger RNA from Trichomonas vaginalis G3, 315 nucleotides. RefSeq lists its product as uncharacterized. Lineage: Eukaryota; Parabasalia; Trichomonadida; Trichomonadidae. The transcript has a single exon. The coding region runs from base 1 to 315 and encodes 104 amino acids. The record is from RefSeq and is a predicted model, not a curated record.